AUGCAGGAGGAGGACUCUGCAGACGCUCUGUUCCUCUCGCCAAAUGCGAAGGGUUACAUGGACAGCCUGCGUAAGGAGGGUCUCAUAGUCAAACGAGAUACAAACAUAAAGCACCUCAACAACUCUCCCUUGUACUACACCAUCCGCCUCAUCCUAAUUAUCUACCUAGUCACCUUCAUUUUAGCAACCAUUUAUAACGCAUCCGAUUUGCUUUUUUGUUACCUCCAGGCGCCAGUUCACAGCAUUCGCAUAAGAAAUACUUCCCUGCCUACGGAGAAUAAAGGCUUCCUGUUUAACGCAUCAAGCUAUCACCCAGGAGAAACUAUAGCAUAUUAUUUGCAAGGAUACCUGAAGGACGUCAACAUCGUUGUUCUCGAGCCGUAUGGUUUGAAUACCAACUACGAACCCAACAGUAUUGAGGAAAAACAAAAUUAUCUAAUUAACAUCGAUCCAAAUGUUACCCCACGCUUGAUUCAAGGAGCGUUUCCAAUGGCUAUCGUGAUGAACGGCACCAAUAGUGCAGAUCCUGCACACAGCAUAUGCAUGGACUCCCUGUGGUUUACCACGUUUCCAAAGGCAUCUGUCAGGCCCACAGAUGGCGGUAUUGCGGCUAGUGUCGAUAUCCUCAACCCUAACAGAAAGCGUAUAUGGGUUAACUCCAUGUGGUAUAGCUUCUCAUAUUGGAGUAGCGUGGAGAGCAUAUACAGCGACACCAGGUUUACGGACGACCAGAAGAAAGCACAUGGUAUACCAAAUCUUUCAGACGUCCCCAAGACUAAUUAUUACUGUACAACACAAAUAUCCAGCAUUCUUCCCAGUCAGUACAACAAGUCUAAUGUUCCCAUCUGGUUUAUGAACCUUAGCGAAGCUUCUACUGCUAGACUAAAGGGAAUUAUCUGCUCUAGUAACUAUGGAUUAGUCCUCAAUUUAUCAACGUGGUUCUGCAUUUCGCCUCUUCUAAUUUAUGACUUACGCCUGAAAAAAGUUAUGCUAUCUAAUGUAACCUUUAACGGUAACUUAGUUUUAGAUUUUAGAACAGACGAAAAAGAUUCAUCUAUUACUCCCGAGACAUUUUCCUGCUUACAUCCUGAGGAAUUCUAUAUACCAUAUAACUUAAUAUUGAAUAACUCUUCUCUUAGAAUCAUGACGGUAACAAAAGACAUUAAAGAGCUCGUCAUAGACUCCUUUGGCCAAUCCAGUUUUACAUUCACUAUUCCAAAGCGUGUGCUUACGUGUACACCAGGUAACAUUUCACUUGGGGCACCCAUUGCUGCCAACGAAGAGCCGUGCAGGCUAGAAUUCAGUGGAAUCUCUGGCGAGUCCUACUUUACUGGAGACUUUCACAGAUACUACUCGGCUAGAUACAUAGCACCCUUGAACAAGCUCACUGAGCUCACGGUUGUUGUUAAUCUCCAUGUCUUGGACGAUUUGACUCUUUCAUUUCCAUUUUGUUCGUCAAAGGUUACCCCAAAGUUUCCUUUGAACGUAAUGGACUCUAGAAAUAAUGCAAUUUUUUCACUUGAUUAUGUUGAGGAUGCAGAGAUUGUAUUUAAGGGUGCUUCUUCUAACACAGUAGGCCAACACUUUGUUGCUACAGUCACCUGCGACGGGGCGGGGCGGGGGUUCACGCUCGCGCUCCGGGCGCAGCCAGCCAGGCAGUAA
Molecule: messenger RNA, 1662 nt
Organism: Giardia duodenalis
Lineage: Eukaryota; Fornicata; Diplomonadida; Hexamitidae
Exons: 1
Coding region: 1-1662 (553 amino acids)
Source: RefSeq, a predicted model, not a curated record